CCCUGAAUAAACCCCAAACUAGUCCACAUAGUAAACCACGUGCUGAGCAUACACUUCAAUUGAUAAUCAGUAACCGUUGAUUUUUCAUCAGAGAUUCGGUAACAUAUUAUUCUUAUUCCCUGAAUUCGUUUAGAUAUAGUAAUAAGAAACCCUAAUCGAAUAAUCUCACUCCUCAAGGAAAGGAUCAUCGUAAACAAUGGCAGAGCCAGAGACUAUUCUCAACGGUGUUGCUUCAACUGAGACAGAGAAUCAGACGGCGGAGAGUUUCUACGAUCUGGGUCAAGACAACAAAAUAGCUGAACUGACGAGAAAGACGGAAGCGCUGGAGGAAGAGAACCGAGAAAUGAAGGAGAGAAUUAAAAAACUAACUAUUGAAAUUGAAGGAUCUGAAGAGGAUAAAAGAGUUUUCGAAUCAAUUGCUGCUCGAGCGGUUGAAUUGGAAACUGAGGUUUCGAGACUCCAACAUGACCUGAUCACCGCGAUGAGCGAAGGGGAUGAGGCGAGUGCUGAGGUCGCAGAGUUGAAGAGAGUCUGGGAGAGAAGGGAGUGAAAUGGAGGGAUUAGA
Pistacia vera is the source of this 565-nucleotide messenger RNA. RefSeq names its product peroxisomal and mitochondrial division factor 2. The coding region runs from base 197 to 550 and encodes 117 amino acids. NCBI's taxonomy places the organism in Eukaryota, Viridiplantae, Streptophyta, Magnoliopsida, Sapindales, Anacardiaceae. The transcript is spliced from 2 exons. The record is from RefSeq and is a predicted model, not a curated record.